AGCUGGUUAAGUUCCUUCCGGGUCAGUGAUAGAAGCGUGAGCUCCGUGGGGUAGUUCCUCGCAUUUUACUCUUCCCUGCGUCUUCCUUGUCCCAGCGCGAGGCGAUUGUCGUUUCGGCGAUGAGCUCACAGAAAGGGAACGUGACUCGUUCCAGGCCUCAGAGGCACCAGAAUACGUUUAGCUUCAAAAAUGACAAGUUUGAUAAGAGUGUUCAGACCAAGAAAAUUAAUGCAAAACUUCAUGAUGGAGUAUGUCAGCGUUGUAAAGAAGUUCUUGAAUGGCGUGUAAAAUACAGCAAGUACAAACCAUUAUCAAAGCCCAAAAAAUGUGUUAAAUGUUUACAAAAGACAGUGAAGGAUUCUUAUCAUAUAAUGUGUAGACCAUGUGCCUGUGAACUUGAAGUUUGUGCCAAGUGUGGAAAAAGAGAAGAUGUUGUUAUUCCGUUUAAUAAAGAGCCAGAAAAGACAGAAACUGUUGAAAAUAAUAUACGUUCCAGCCAUAGAAGAAGCUGCCGAAGGAAUGAAGAAAAUGAUGAUGAUUUAGAUUUUUAUAUUGACUUAGAUGACACCGAAGAAGACAAGUAAUAUAACUAUAUUAAAAGUCAGUUUUAAAACAUGAAAUUCUGACCAUCCUUUUAUAAAAUUUUUUUUCACUCUUUA
Molecule: messenger RNA, 659 nt
Organism: Dama dama (fallow deer)
Lineage: Eukaryota; Metazoa; Chordata; Mammalia; Artiodactyla; Cervidae
Gene: C29H9orf85
Product: chromosome 29 C9orf85 homolog
Exons: 4
Coding region: 120-584 (154 amino acids)
Source: RefSeq, a predicted model, not a curated record